Molecule: messenger RNA, 162 nt
Organism: Symbiodinium natans
Lineage: Eukaryota; Dinophyceae; Suessiales; Symbiodiniaceae
Source: the annotation of a GenBank genome assembly
GCACCUCACUUCCUUCGAGGAGCCAUCAUGGCGAUUCCCGAUCUCGCCCUUGGCCAAGCGAAUGUCAACAACGCCUGGAUCCCGACUCUUCAUCUACACUGGCGUGCCUUACGUCCCUGACCAGGCGGCCUGCGAAGUUACAGCUUCCGAAGCAGAUCAAAG